Molecule: messenger RNA, 1738 nt
Organism: Tribolium castaneum (red flour beetle)
Lineage: Eukaryota; Metazoa; Arthropoda; Insecta; Coleoptera; Tenebrionidae
Gene: stg1
Product: stargazin-like protein
Exons: 7
Coding region: 310-1629 (439 amino acids)
Biological process (GO): transmission of nerve impulse; neurotransmitter receptor internalization; postsynaptic neurotransmitter receptor diffusion trapping
Cellular component (GO): AMPA glutamate receptor complex; postsynaptic density membrane
Molecular function (GO): voltage-gated calcium channel activity; channel regulator activity
Source: RefSeq, a predicted model, not a curated record
GUCGCCGUCGCAACACUUUGUCUGCAGGAAGACCGCGUCGGAACAGGUGUCGCGAGAUAUCGGCCUCUACUGUGGUGUAAUUGGUGAGCAUUUUUUGGAGUGUCUUUCGCGUAGUGAUUUGACGAAAACGUGUGCGGAUUUGAUGUCGUGGGCUUUUUAAAUAUUCAAGCCGAGAAAAAGCAAGUGAAGUUUGUAGGGAACUUUCUAUGCAGAGGAGCUAAAAUCUGGGACUGAAAAAUUCGAUUUUCUGGUGGUUUCCCUUGAUUAUAUCAAAUGAUAUAAGUUGUGGUGAGCAAUCUCCGUAAGAGAAUGCAGAGGGCGCUGCCUCGCAAUGCGGCCCCGUCCGCAUCCGACACCGAUGGAGGCAAUCCCCUCGGCCCCAUGGAGGCCACUCUGUCAUGUUUAUGGGUGUUGACGCCUCUGACCGCCACUGUAUCACUUCUUGUUGUCAUUGUUGCCAUGUUUACUAAUCAGUGGUUGCACACCGAAGAGAAGAUGAAUAAUCCCUCGUACAAUGGAACCGGAGAGAAGGAUUAUUUGUCCAAACUCACAAUUUCGGGAUUGUGGAUGCUCUGCUUCACCAACCCCGGCGAAACUUUGUACGACUGCAACAAAAUCGACUACUUCUCCAAGGAGGAGUACAGUCCGGAUCCCAACGACUCCACCAUGGCUAUACCAUACACGGUAACGAGGUCUGUGAUCUUUUUCUUGGCGGCGAGUCUGCUGCUGUGCAGCGGUUAUUGCUGCUGCAUAUUGGGGCAAUGCGUCCGCCACCGCACCCUCUACACAUUCAUAUCCGGAGUUAUUUUCAUAGUGACGGGCCUAGUAAUGCUCUUCGGCCUCAUCAUGUACAUCUCCAUCUUCAAGGCGGAAAUCGGCAGUAAACUGCGCCCCCGCUCGCAACUGCAGCCUCCAGCCUUCUACUACUGGUACGGUUACUCCUUUCUGCUGUACGUUGGCGGUUUAGUGACCACACAACUAGCCGGCAUCAGCUCAAUUUUCCUCUUCAUCUACAAAGUCCAGUACGAAUGGCAACGCAAACACCUCGAAGACAUAAAACGCGGCAAAAGCCGACACACCACCUUCAGCCAUUACGACACUUCGAUGUUCUAUCCGUGUCGGCGACAUCCGCAAGCCUACAUCAACUCCAACAGCGCUAUCCACUUCCCGGCCAGUUAUCCCACGCCGUUUGUUCAUCAAAAGCGAUACUUUUUCAGCAAAGAACCGCUACAGGAGUCACCUUGUAGUGUGCAUCGGCCGAGGUCGCACUCAAACUCGCUCAAGGAUGUGUCUAAUUUUUAUGAUUUCCCGCCGCCACCGACGAUAAGCUAUCAGUUUGAUGAACACUUUGGCAGCCCUGUUGGGAGAGAGCCCCCCAUCGCAGGCCGUCACUUCCCGCGAGACAUCACCACAAACACGGUGUCAACAACAGCCGACGUCAACUGCGACGAGUUCAUCGGCGAGCCGUACGAAGACUACUCCCCGAGUAUGCAGCACGAGUUCGUCACAUUCGAUUUGGACCAGCCGCUGCCUCUGAGGGCACAAAGUAGUGUCUCGAUCGGGUCGCGAAACGGCACCGCCAGAAAAACUUUUGACAGUGAUACUUUGCGGAGGACUACGCCAGUCUGAAAGUGGCGAAACGCGUUUUUGUACAAUUGGGAAAGAAUGAGAAUGCUCAUUUCGUGGACGUUCGUGUGAUAUUUUGCGAUCUAGUCGAAAUAAAUUUUUACUCAAACGU